Hevea brasiliensis (rubber tree) is the source of this 1854-nucleotide messenger RNA. RefSeq names its product inositol oxygenase 1. The transcript has 11 exons. Gene Ontology annotation, cellular component: cytoplasm. Bases 726 to 1646 code for a protein of 306 amino acids. Gene Ontology annotation, molecular function: inositol oxygenase activity; iron ion binding. Gene Ontology annotation, biological process: inositol catabolic process. NCBI's taxonomy places the organism in Eukaryota, Viridiplantae, Streptophyta, Magnoliopsida, Malpighiales, Euphorbiaceae. The record is from RefSeq and is a predicted model, not a curated record.
GUAGCUGUACUCAACACAGAUUGCCGCGUCAAGUGGGACCCAGAAGAGCGGUCACGUGCCGCAAUGAAAUUGUGGUGUCCAGCGUGAAGCUGACUCAGUCAUGACUUUGUGCGGGUCCCACACGCAAUAUCAAGAAAAAAAAAUUCCCACAAAUCACAAAACGUUCUAAGAUUUGGCGUGAAGGACUCCCAAACUUUUCCACAUUGGUUUGGAGGACUCCGAAGCUUACGUCUAAAAGUUUAAAUCAAAUCUAAUCCUAUAAUAUAAUUAUAUUUAUUUUUUUCUAUAACGUAAUAUUUGCAGAAAAGGAUACAUAAUAAUAAGAAAAAGAAAAAAAAUAGUAAUAAAAUAUUACAAAUCCCAAAACAUAUUGUAUUCUUGCUGUUGCCAACUUGCAUGGAACUCUCUCUCUCUCUCUCUCUCUCUCUCUCUCAACUCUUGGUUGUGUAAAGUAAAAGUACAUACAUUUGCUAUGGAUUGAAUUGAAUUUGUGAUAUAUAUUUGAUAUUAAUAAGCCUAUAAAGUAUGUAAUAAGAAAGAAAGAAAGUUAGGAUUUUCAGGGAAGGACUCGGGACCUGCGAAUUCUCAGGGAAGGACUCUCCGGCCAAUUAUAAAUACCUACUUUUUACUUUCACCUCAAUGCCAUCCCUUCUUAAUUUCUUUCUUGCUUUCUUCACUUUUAUUGGCUUUCUUCAUAUUAUUUUCCGUUUCAAUCUUCUUUCAGGAUGACUAUUCUCAUUGAGCAACCACAGCUUGUUACAGGGUUUGAGGAAGAGGAAAAGAAGAUCCCUGUUGACGAGAAAGAACUGGUGUUGGACGGUGGAUUUGUGGUGCCACAAACCAACUCUUUUGGCCAAACUUUUAGAGAUUAUGAUGCUGGAGGUGAGAGGCAACCAGGUGUGGAGAAUUUCUACAGGAUUAAUCACAUUAGCCAGACCUAUGAAUUUGUGAAAAGGAUGAGAGAAGAGUAUGCCAAGCUGAACAGAGUGGAAAUGAGCAUAUGGGAAUGUUGUGAACUUCUUAAUAAUGUUGUAGAUGAGAGUGAUCCUGACUUGGAUGAACCUCAAAUUGAGCAUUUGCUGCAAACAGCUGAAGCCAUUAGAAAGGACUAUCCCAAUGAAGACUGGCUGCACUUGACUGGCCUUAUUCAUGAUCUUGGAAAGGUGCUUCUUCUUCCCAGCUUUGGUGAGCUUCCACAAUGGGCUGUUGUAGGUGACACUUUCCCUGUUGGAUGUGCUUUUGAUGAAUCAAUAGUCCAUCACAAGUAUUUCAAGGAGAAUCCUGACUACAAUAAUCCUGCUUUCAAUACUAAGUAUGGGGUUUACUCAGAAGGAUGUGGAUUAAACAAUGUUAUGAUGUCGUGGGGACACGAUGAUUACAUGUAUCUGGUGGCCAAGGAGAAUAGGACAACUCUACCUUCAGCAGCUCUUUUCAUCAUCAGAUACCAUUCAUUCUAUGCCCUACACAGGUCAGAAGCGUACAAGCACUUGAUGAAUGAAGAGGAUAUUGAAAAUCUGAAGUGGCUUCAAAUAUUCAACAAAUAUGACCUCUACAGCAAGAGCAAAGUUCGUAUUGAUGUGGAAAAGGUGAAGCCAUACUAUCUCUCCCUCAUUGAAAAGUACUUCCCUGCAAAGCUAAAAUGGUGAAUCUUGAAAGAUUUCAAGUUCAAUCAGUGAAGAUCAGGAUGCUUAAUAUCUUGCAGAGACAAAGGGCUGCUGUAGUUCCCUUGGAAACAUCUUUGUAACAGUAAUUACAGUUUUUUUGUGCAUCCAGCUCGAUCUUUGUAGCUUGAGUGUCAUCAUUUACUCUAUUAGUUUGCUUCCAAAAAAUAAAGUUGCUUAAAUGCUUUGCUAA